Molecule: messenger RNA, 686 nt
Organism: Condylostylus longicornis
Lineage: Eukaryota; Metazoa; Arthropoda; Insecta; Diptera; Dolichopodidae
Product: acanthoscurrin-2-like
Exons: 3
Coding region: 110-574 (154 amino acids)
Source: RefSeq, a predicted model, not a curated record
GGUCAAUCGGAUUAUGUAAUUGCGGUUAUAUAAAAAGUUAAAUUAAACAAAGAUAAAGAGAAAAAACAAAAAAGUGAAAAAGUGUAGGAAAAACCAAAAAUUAAGCAAUAUGAAAUUUUACACGAUUUUGGGAUUUUUUAUAUCAUUAUUUACGAUUUUACGCAUAAAUAAUGCCCAAAAACCACAAGGCAGAACUUUUGGAUUAUUGGGUGCUGGCCUGGGUGGACUUGGUGGAUUAGGGGGUUAUCCAGGUUUCGGAUAUCCUGGUCUUGGCGGUUAUCCGGGACUUGGCGGUUAUGGAGGAUAUGGUGGUGGAUACGGCGGAGGAUAUGGAUAUGGUAGCUAUCAACAAUAUACGGGAUAUGGAGGUUAUGGUGGAUAUGGGGGCUAUGGUUUCCCAGGUGCAGGUUUUGGGGGCGGUUAUCCAGGAAUAGGUGGUUAUGGUUUUCCAGGUGGUGGUUAUGGUGGUGGUUUUCCUGGUGGAUAUGGUGGUGGUUUUCCUGGAGGAUAUGGUUUUGGUGGUGCUGGAAUCGGUGGAAUACCAUUUGGAAGAAGUGUAAAGGGUGGGAAAUAAGAAGUUACCAAAAAAAAAAAAAUUCUAUAUUAGUUUUUGUAAUUUAUUAAUUUUAUAUGAAAUGAAUGUGUUAUAAGAUUGUGUGAAAAAUAAUUCUUUAGUUAUUGUUGAA